CUGCCAGGAGCUCGGCCGGAAGAUGGCGGCGGCCGCAGAGCUGACACUGCUGGAGAAGUCUCUGGGGCUGAGUAAAGGGAACAAAUACAGCGCCCAGGGCGAACGCCAGAUUCCAGUUCUUCAAACAAACAAUGGCCCAAGUCUAACAGGAUUGACUACUAUAGCUGCUCAUCUAGUCAAGCAAGCCAACAAAGAACAUUUGCUUGGGAGCACAGCAGAAGAAAAAGCAAUAGUUCAACAGUGGUUAGAGUACAGGGUAACUCGGGUAGACGGACACUCCAGCAAAGAUGACAUCCGCACUCUGUUGAAGGAUCUUAAUUCAUAUCUUGAAGAUAAAGUCUACCUUACAGGAUAUAACUUUACCUUAGCAGAUAUCCUAUUAUACUAUGGACUUCAUCGCUUUAUAAUUGUUAAUUCCUUGAGAGCAGAGACUAUCUUUUCCCUUGCAUAUCCAGCCCUCAAAACGAUGACUGGCACACAACAGUAGAUGCUCAUUCAACUUAUGGUCCAAGACAGCUAUUGGAGCUCCAGACAUCAAGUCCAUGAUCAAGACCCCAAGAAAGAGAAGAGGAAGGCAGAAAGACUCCUCCCCCACCAAAGCCAGUCCACUUGAAGGACCUUUCCUGGAAGCCCUGUUCAGCAGUAUCUAUUUACAUAUCUUUGGCCAUCCCAACUGGGAGUGAGGGCAGAAAUAUAGUUCCUUUAGACCACACAUGCCAUCCUGAAUAAAACCUGUGCUCUGUCAAUGAGAAAGAAGGAAAAAAGGGAUACUAGGUAGGCAGCUAGCAGCCUCUGUCAAAAUAGGUAGUAUUUAAAUGGGAAAAUACCUUCUGAAUGCCAAAUAAUCAAGUUGUAAAAGAAUUUUCAUUAGUAAAUUGUUGACAUUCCAUGGGUCAUCAAUUUGGAAAGAAUUAGAAUACAAUAAAAUAAAUACUUUUCACUGGCCACAAUUUUCAUGAUUCAGAAGCUAUUUCAAGAUCCUGCAGUAUUUAGAGUUAUGUGGAUCUGUUAAUGCACUUUUACUAACAACAACAAUAAUAGCUAACAUUUAUUGAGCAGUUACGUAUCAGGCACCAUUCCAAGAGCUUUAAGUGAAUUCACUCCUUAUUAUCCCCUUUUUGCAGAUCGUGAAACUGAGGCACAGAUUGAUUAAGGAACUUGCCCAGGGUCACACAACCAGUACCAGGGGGCUGGGAUUCAGACUACCAUCUGGCUCAAACUUAACCUCUAAGCCAUUUUACUGGUGUGCCAGUAAAGUUCUACUUAAUCAACUUGUGAAAUUAGUUAUUACCAACCUUAGAAAAAGCUGUCCUGGGCAUUGGAUAAAGCAAAUGUGUACAUAACUUCAAGAAUAAAUGAGAUGGUUACACAAUUCUGAGUAUAACUAAAACCCCCUGACUUGUACACUUUAAAUGGGUGAUUUUGUGAUAUGUGAAUUAUAGCCCACUAAAGCAGUUUUUUAAAAAAAGGAGUGAAAUCAAAUACAUCAGCCUCACCAUAGAUUAAUUGUUAGACCUUGGAUAAGUCACUGCACAUGAAAUUCUCCUUAUGAAGUAGAGGUAAGAUCACUGAUCUCACUGUUGAACUUGCAGUGAGACUGUAUAAAAAUUACCUAGCAACAGUGCCUAGCACACAGAAAGUGAUCAGAAAAGGACAAACUGCCAUGGAAGACUGUAAAAUCAAAACCUAGAGUUUUAUAAAGUCAAAUUCUCACGUCUUUCCCCCCCUUCUGUCCCUGAGGCAUCUGUUCAACAUGAGCCCAUCUGAGAUAAGUUGGCAGAGCAUCUGGUGAUUUUGGUAAAACACGAAUUCAUUGUAUGACUUUCCAGUUUAAAAAUCUCUGGUCCUCACAUCUCUCAAGCUGUUGGAAAAAGGGACCAUACUAUUUUUUUUCUCUAAAGACAAUGAAACUCCUCUAAAAGAAAGUGGGGCCAUCUUUGUGCAUGCUAUUCCUUCUGAAAAGUGAAUGCCCCUUUCCAACCAUUGUUUUUCUGUAAUUCCCAGAAGCCUGCAGCACUGAUCAUUCAAUAAUCCCUCAAAUAUUUACUUAGCACUGACUAUGUAUCAGGCACUCUGCUGGGCUCUGGGGAUAGCACAAUUACAUCAUUGCCCUCAUACAGUUUGCAAUCCAAUGGUCUGUGAACAAAUCCCUGAAACCGCAAAAUUCUUUGGAAAACCACCAGCCACUCAGCAUUCUUUGAAAGUAAAUAAAAAUAAUCAGAUACCACUUACUGAGUGUCUACUAUGUUCUGGGCUCUGUACCAGGCACUUGAUAACAUUCUCAUCAUCUCAUUUUAACCUAGGAGCUAAAGUGGAGGCAGAGACUAACCCACACGCUGACCAACAUCUCAAUUAGACCAUAGCUGGAGUCCGUGAGAAUUGUACAAUUUCAGAGUUAGAGGAUGUAAUCUGUCACCAUACUAGGCACUGGGGUUGAUUUGGCUGCCCUGACUAGAUCCAUGGCACAGUCUCUAUCCACGUGCAACUUUUCAAGAACAGAUAAAAAAUUCCAAAUAGGGAAGGAUCAUUCUUCAGUCAAGGAUCUAUGAAUUUUUAAUUAAUUAAAAUAAAUACUGAUUUUAAAACAAAUAGAAAUAAUAGAACCGGAGGCAAUAUCAAAAGGCCAUUUGUCUUUCUACACAGUUAUACCCAAAGCAUCCAAGACGUCAUGAAGUAUUUUGGUGAAGUUCUGUGGUAGUAAAUCUCCUUCAAGUAGUUACUGUCACAAUAUGGUAGAAAAAGUGACAUAACUUCAAGAAACACAAAAUUAUCCAUCUGUGACCUGACUUCCCAGUUAAAUUGUACCCCAUCCCCAUCCAGAUUCAGCAAUAGAUUAUUGCACUGAGGUUUAUAACAGAUACGUGGGCAUUCUCAUUUUUACUCCCUGUUAAAGGUAGGUCCUCCACUGGCUCCACCCAAUUAAACCUGAAGCCAUAGUUAACCACAGUCAGUAAUAGGCACAUUAGGUUUCCUGCAGGGAUGAAGGCAGGAAGGAUGAGUGGAAUGAAUGGGAACAUCACCCACUGGCAGUGCUGAGUUUUGCUAGAUUAGGUAGCAAAACUCACCCACUGGCUUUAGAGCCCUGCUGAAAAUCCUUCCAGAAUAGCUUUAAGAUGUGUUGAUAAAAAUUUAAGCAGAUAUAUUGUUAGGAAAGAAUAGAACUCUAUUAUAAUCAGAUACAUGUACAUCACAUCAAAAGAUUAAAUACACAACUAUUUGACAUGUA
Diceros bicornis minor is the source of this 3226-nucleotide messenger RNA. RefSeq names its product eukaryotic translation elongation factor 1 epsilon 1 (gene EEF1E1). The transcript is spliced from 5 exons. Gene Ontology annotation, cellular component: cytoplasm; nucleus; aminoacyl-tRNA synthetase multienzyme complex. The record is from RefSeq and is a predicted model, not a curated record. The coding region runs from base 23 to 487 and encodes 154 amino acids. Gene Ontology annotation, biological process: positive regulation of DNA damage response, signal transduction by p53 class mediator. Lineage: Eukaryota; Metazoa; Chordata; Mammalia; Perissodactyla; Rhinocerotidae.